This is a messenger RNA of Cucumis melo (muskmelon), 1576 nucleotides long. RefSeq names its product agamous-like MADS-box protein MADS2. Gene Ontology annotation, molecular function: DNA-binding transcription factor activity, RNA polymerase II-specific; RNA polymerase II cis-regulatory region sequence-specific DNA binding; protein dimerization activity. The transcript is spliced from 8 exons. Bases 581 to 1321 code for a protein of 246 amino acids. Gene Ontology annotation, biological process: positive regulation of transcription by RNA polymerase II. NCBI's taxonomy places the organism in Eukaryota, Viridiplantae, Streptophyta, Magnoliopsida, Cucurbitales, Cucurbitaceae. The record is from RefSeq and is a predicted model, not a curated record. Gene Ontology annotation, cellular component: nucleus.
AGGCGAGAAGAAAGCAUCUCAAGAAAAGGAAAAAAGAAAAACCAGGCUGUUUUAUAUCAAAGUAGAAACUAGAAGAACAGCCCUAACCCUCACUUCUUCACAUUUUUUCUGGGUGAAGAUUGGAAAUUUUCAACUUCUUAAAACCCAACCAAACAACAACAACAACAAAGAAAGAUAGAAAGAAAGAAAGAGAGAAACAAAACCAACCUAAACCCCCAAAUCCCUCCCACCCAAAAAAAAAAACUCCAAUUCUAUUUUUUAUUUUCAAAGACCUCAUCUCACAUUCGUGUUUUUUUUUUUUUUUUUUUUUCCUGAAAUCCCAAAAACAGAGUGUCACAAAGUUAGCUACACUUGGAUGGUACCAACAGAGGAAAGAAAAGGGGGAUAAUCAAGAAGAAAGAAAGAAUUUUUGGGGUAAGAAAAAAGAAAGGAAAUAAAAAGGGGAGUUUGGAGAUUUAGGGUAAAUAAUUGAAAGAGGGAGCAGGUGAGUUGGAGGGGUGGGAAUUUUUUUUAUUAACAAAAAAAAAAAAAAAAAAGAGAGAGAAAGAAAAAAGAAAAAAAGGAAAGAGGAAAAAAAAGAAUGGGAAGAGGAAGAGUAGAGUUGAAGAGGAUAGAGAACAAAAUAAACAGACAAGUAACAUUUGCAAAGAGAAGAAAUGGGCUUUUGAAGAAAGCUUAUGAACUUUCUGUUCUUUGUGAUGCUGAAGUUGCUCUUAUCAUCUUCUCCAACCGUGGCAAGCUCUAUGAAUUCUGUAGUACUUCCAAUAUGCUUAAAACACUGGAGAGGUACCAAAAAUGCAGUUAUGGAGCGGUGGAGGUCACAAAACCGGCUAAAGAACUCGAGAGUAGUUAUAGAGAGUACGUGAAGCUGAAGUCUAGGUUUGAGUCUCUACAAAGAACUCAGAGAAAUCUUCUUGGGGAGGACUUGGGUCCAUUGAACUCAAAAGAGCUUGAGCAGCUGGAGCGUCAGCUUGAGUCUUCUUUGAAGCAAGUUAGGUCUACCAAGACUCAGUACAUGCUGGACCAACUAUCUGAUCUUCAGAACAAGGAACAAAUGCUGAUUGAAACCAACAGAGCUCUGCAAAUGAAGCUGGAAGAAAUAAGUUCAAGAAAUAAUAUAAGGCAUCCAUGGGAUGGUGGAGAUCAAAGCAUGUCAUAUGGUACACAAAAUGCCCAAACUCAAGGCUUCUUUCAGCCACUAGAUUGCAACCCCACUUUGCAAAUUGGGUACACUUCUGCAGUAUCAGACCAAAUUACAAGCACUACUACUCCAACUCAUGCCCAACAAGUCAAUGGCUUCCUCCCUGGUUGGAUGCUUUGAUUGAACACCCAAAACAAAAAAGAAAUUAAAAAAACCCUCUAGAUCUUUUUUCUACUUUUUGUUGCUUACUUUUCUUUUUUCUUUUGUGCUAUGGUACCAACACUAUGCAUAAUUGUUAAUAAGCAUUAUAUAAUUUUACUCUUAUUUUAGAACUUGAAAGAAAAUCCCAAAAUUUGAAGGACUUGUAUUGAAAACCUAUCAUAUUUACCUGUAUCCUUUUCAAACAUUAAGAUUUAAGACGCUUUGAAUUUUGAA